Molecule: messenger RNA, 1060 nt
Organism: Venturia canescens
Lineage: Eukaryota; Metazoa; Arthropoda; Insecta; Hymenoptera; Ichneumonidae
Product: maternal protein exuperantia-like
Exons: 1
Coding region: 16-939 (307 amino acids)
Biological process (GO): DNA catabolic process
Cellular component (GO): cytoplasm
Molecular function (GO): nucleic acid binding; 3'-5'-DNA exonuclease activity
Source: RefSeq, a predicted model, not a curated record
UUUAUUGACCAACCAAUGGUGUCACUUUUGUCAAAUGCAGUCGAAGAUUUCACAAAUUUCACAAUUGUUUACUUUGAUUUGGAAACGACAGGAUUUGGCAAAAGCAAAGAAAUUGUUCAAAUAGCUGCAGCGCACGAAUCAGCGACUUUCGACGCAUAUGUGAUGCCUACGAGAGAAAUAUCAGCUCAAGCGAGUGACGUAACAGGCCUUGUAAAACGAUCGAACGUUUUGUAUUUGCACAAUGAACCGGUCAUUUCUUUGACGGAAAUCGAUGCUAUGGAGGGAUUUUUCCAGUUUUUGAAUAAAAUUGAAAAAAAAAUUAUCUUGGUAGCGCACAACUGUUUUUCGUUCGAUAGUGGAGCGCUCAUAGACGUCAUACAACGUUUAGGCUUACUAUCAAAAUUCACACAAUCUGUCAUUGCUUUUGCCGAUACUUUGCCACUCUUCAAAAUAAAAUUAAAAAAUAAGCGUGAUUCAAAAGCGAGUUACAAGCAAAACGUGCUUGCUGAAGAAUAUUUGGGUACCAAUGCUUCAGUAGGUGCACAUAAUGCCGUCAACGAUGUAAAAGUUUUACAACAGUUGGUAACGCAUCCAGAUAUCAAUAUUGAAAAAAAAGAUAUUUUUGAAAAUUCAAAAACAGUCAAUUGCUUAAUUUCGAAAAAAAAUAUUUCCGCGACAGUAUCCUGCUUCAAACGAGAUCUCCAAAUUUUUAACUUAUCGAAUGACAAAGAAAAUGGACGCGUAUCAUCUGGAAUGAUUACGAAAAUAGUUGCUGCCGGAAUAACACUCGAUAAUCUUUUUCAAGUUUAUAAAUCUAGUGGAGAAAAAGGUAUAAAUAUUUUACUUGCUCAAGACAUUGGUGGCAAACCACGCGUUAGUAAAAAUAAAAAAGUAAUAAGCGAUUUAUGCAAAAGAAUAUCUUUUCUAUGUAGAAAGUGAUAAGUGCAUAUCGUUAAAACAAACUGCGUAUAAUAUGUUGUACUGUACCUGUACUACACUAUAUCUUUACUCUAUAACUAUUGUUGAAUAAAUGAAAAAUUAGUUUUUCUUGUGAAAUUAA